This is a messenger RNA of Corticium candelabrum, 1056 nucleotides long. Its product is annotated as hemicentin-1-like. The transcript is spliced from 2 exons. The record is from RefSeq and is a predicted model, not a curated record. NCBI's taxonomy places the organism in Eukaryota, Metazoa, Porifera, Homoscleromorpha, Homosclerophorida, Plakinidae. The coding region runs from base 392 to 946 and encodes 184 amino acids.
CAACAUGAGAGGUGUGGAUUUGCUGCUCUUUUGCGUAGUUGUAAGCCUGUCAACUCUCGAGCAAGUGUCUUGUGCUGAUAAGCAAACGUAGUAAAUACAUAUUUACCCAAUCAGUUGACAAUUAGCUUGAUGGUGGUUGGCCAAACAUUUGUAAACAAUUUGUUUAUGCACAUUGACUUCACCACAGGGAAUUUCUAAGUUUUAAUGCAACGUGUAUAGUCAUCAACAGCGAAAUGUGUUUGCAGAUGUACCACGCAUAGAGGAUACUGCAUCCAGCAAUCAAACUGUUGAGAUCAGCGUUGCCCCGCGCUACAUCACACUUACUAGAAACAUCGAGCAAGUUCGCUUCCAAUGCUACAUAAAUGGACGGCCUGCACAAGAAGGACAAACAAUGUGGAUGAGAGGCAACCGUCGCAUUUUCUGCGCGAAAACCAACAGAAUAUUUGCAUGUAGUAACAUUCUCAUUAUUCAACAUGUCACAGUAAGAGAUUCUGGAUAUUACAAGUGCGUUUCGAGCAGCAACAAUCGGAGCUUCUAUCAAGCAUCAGUGAUGGUUCCAGCUUCAAUUAUUGAUUCUGAAGGCGAAAUUGUUCGUGUUAACGCUGCUGCUUUGGAGAGCGUUCAACUAAAGUGUCACGUACGUCAAGAUUCUUUUCCAAAGUCUGUUGAAGUGUUAUGGCAGUAUGAUGACUCUUACAUUGCUAUUGGAAACACUCUGCAGCUCAGGGACAUCGACCAGAAUAAAAUGGGAGUGUACAAGUGCAGCGCGUCUAACGGAUAUGGAGAUCCUGCUACAAAGUCUUUCCAUCUUGAGACAACAAAAGUUGCAUUGGAUGUCGAAGUGCAAGUCGCUGAUUCUAUGGGUUGCCAGUCUCAGCCAUCAUGUCUAGUGUGUACAUUAACUUACCUGGUUACCAGUAUUACACUGUAUUACGGCAUUUUCUAGUUGUGGACUUGAAAUGUUAAGUAGCUUUGUAUAAAAGUUGAUCAUGUGAUCGGUUCGUAAAAACACAAAAGAGAACGCACAAUAUAGUUAAUGCCGUGGUUGUAUCCAGA